AUGUUUGCCAAAAACUGUGUUAACAGCGUGCGUAGAGCCGCUUUGAACGGAACUUUUGUCGCUAAGAGAACCAAAGUUACCUUGCCUGAGUUGGACUGGGAUUUCAACGCUUUGGAACCUUAUAUUUCUGGUCAGAUCAAUGAAUUGCACUACACGAAGCAUCAUCAAACUUAUGUGAACGGUUUUAACACUGCUGUGGAGCAAUUGUCCGAUUUGAAAGAGCAGUUGGGAAAGGAUCCUUCUCCAACCAUUGCAAGAAAGAUUAUUGGUGUUCAGCAAAAUUUGAAAUUCCAUGGUGGUGGCUACACUAACCAUUGUUUGUUCUGGAAGAAUUUGACCCCAGAGUCUCAAGGUGGUGGUCAAUUGCCUAAGGGAGCCUUUGCAGACCAGAUCAAGCAACAAUUUGGCUCUUUGGAUAACUUGAUCAAGUUGACAAACGCCAAGUUGGCUGGUGUUCAGGGUUCUGGUUGGGCUUUCAUUGUGAGAAACUUGGAUAACGGUGGUAAGCUUGAUGUUGUGCAAACUUAUAACCAGGAUACUGUCACUGGUUCUUUGAUCCCAUUAGUCGCAAUCGAUGCUUGGGAACACGCUUAUUACUUGCAAUAUCAAAACAGAAAGGCUGAGUAUUUCGGUGCCAUCUGGAACGUUAUCAACUGGAAAGAAGCCGCCAGAAGAUACGAUAGCUGUGAGAUCAAUUGA
Molecule: messenger RNA, 699 nt
Organism: Torulaspora delbrueckii
Lineage: Eukaryota; Fungi; Ascomycota; Saccharomycetes; Saccharomycetales; Saccharomycetaceae
Gene: SOD2
Product: superoxide dismutase SOD2
Exons: 1
Coding region: 1-699 (232 amino acids)
Biological process (GO): superoxide metabolic process
Cellular component (GO): mitochondrion
Molecular function (GO): metal ion binding; superoxide dismutase activity
Source: RefSeq, a predicted model, not a curated record